Molecule: messenger RNA, 4840 nt
Organism: Eriocheir sinensis (Chinese mitten crab)
Lineage: Eukaryota; Metazoa; Arthropoda; Malacostraca; Decapoda; Varunidae
Gene: lap
Product: phosphatidylinositol-binding clathrin assembly protein LAP-like
Exons: 20
Coding region: 115-2475 (786 amino acids)
Biological process (GO): clathrin coat assembly; synaptic vesicle budding from presynaptic endocytic zone membrane; clathrin-dependent endocytosis
Cellular component (GO): clathrin-coated vesicle; extrinsic component of presynaptic endocytic zone membrane; clathrin-coated pit
Molecular function (GO): phosphatidylinositol-4,5-bisphosphate binding; clathrin heavy chain binding; 1-phosphatidylinositol binding
Source: RefSeq, a predicted model, not a curated record
CCAUUUCCAGUUGAGUAUUGAGUGCCGUGCAGGAAGGAGGAGGAGGGCCGCGUCUCCGUUGUAUGGCCUAAGGAAGCCGUCGCAGUGGUUUAACGUUACUCUAUUAGCUACACAAUGGCGGGACAGUCAAUUAACGACAGACUCACGGCGGCGAGGUACAGUCUAGCCGGCCAGGGCCUCGCCAAGUCCGUGUGUAAGGCCACCACCGAGGAAGUCAUCGGGCCAAAAAAGAAACACUUGGACUACCUCCUCCACUGCACGAACGAGCCCAACGUGUCCAUCCCCCAGCUGGCCAACCUGCUGAUCGAGAGGGCACAGAUGCAGUCCUGGGUCAUCGUCUUCAAGGCACUCAUCACCGUGCACCACCUCAUGUGUUACGGGAACGAGAGAUUCACACAGUACUUAGCGUCUAGCAACUGCAACUUUAAUCUGGGCGGCUUCUUGGACAAAACGGGAGUUGCAAGUCAUCCGCAGUUAAGUUAUGACAUGUCUACGUUUAUUCGUCGCUACGCCAAAUACAUCAACGAAAAGGCCAUCUCCUACCGCAGCGUGGCCUUCGACUUCUGCAAGGUCAAGAGGGGGAAGGAGGACGGCACCCUGCGCACGAUGCCGACGGACCAGCUGCUCAAGACCCUCCCCGUGCUGCAGGCUCAGGUGGACGCGCUGCUGGACUUCGACUGCACCGACAACGCGCUCACCAACGGGGUCAUCAAUUCGGCCUUCAUGCUGCUCUUCAGGGACCUCAUCCGCCUCUUUGCCUGCUACAACGAUGGCAUUAUCAACCUGCUCGAGAAGUACUUUGAGAUGAACAAGAAGCAGGCCCGUGAUGCGCUGGACUGCUACAAAAAGUUCUUGAUAAGGAUGGACAGAGUAGCGGAGUUCCUCAAGGUGGCUGAGAGUGUAGGCAUAAAGAAGGAUGAGAUUCCGGACCUAACCAAGGGCUCAGGGACAUCAGGGAGCCCAGCGCCCAGCAGUCUUCUGGAUGCCCUGGAGGCUCAUCUCGCUUCACUGGAGGGCAAGAAACCACCCACCUCCUCCUCCACCACUUCAAGUAAAGUGAACAUCCAGAGUGCCGUGUCAGCUCUCAAUUCGACCAGUGUCUCCUUUGGCACCGCAAGCAGCAAUGGCCGCCUCGGAGACACGCCCGGCACCGCCACCAACAACGGCACCGGGGUGGACGAGCUGACCAAGAGGGCUGCACUGGCCGAGGAGGAGGCCAUGUACGAGAAGCUCAAGGUGAAAGCCGAACACGACCACGCCAAGAAUAACCCCUUCCUGAGCUCCCCCACCAGCGAGACGGCCCCGGCCAUCCCCACCAACAACGGAGACCCCUCGCAGAUCAUCGACCUCUUCGGCGCAUCACAGACAGACACAGGAGCAGGAUCACUGGCAGGUAAAGCUUCCGAUGACCUCCUUCAGCUUGGCAAUCCCUUCGCUGACAUGCUGAGUGGGACGGCCGCCGCUCCCGCCCCCGCUGCAGCUGCCCCCGCCCAGCCAUACACCAAUGGUGUCUCUCAGAGUGUGUGUCAAACCUCCUCCACAGCCCCUGGUUUUGUUUCUGAUAAUGCCUUUGAUGCUGUAUUUGGCAACAGUAGCACGUCCCAGAGCACGGCUGCGACCAGUUCCUUCACAUGGCCAGCUGCCGGGCUGGACGAUCUUGCCGCCAGCUUCACCGCCCCAGCCGCCGAAGCCAACCCUUUCGCCGACUUUGGCAUGUCAGGGCCCGUCCCCGCUCCUUCCCUCCCCCCCCAGAGUGGUCUUGGGUCUAUCGGCACCUCCACCAUCACCACCACCACCACCACCACUACCACCACCACCACCACUACCACCUGUACCACCACCGACCUCCUGGCUGGUUUGGACUCGCUGGCAGGGGUUGGCAUUUCUGCCGCCCCCCCGCUCCCCAUUGUACCCCCAGCUCAGCCUGAAGCGUUUGAUGGGUUCGGCGACAUUCUGAAGCCCGAGGGUGGUGGCGGUGGCGGGGGAAGUGGUGUCAUUGGGGCGCCUGUCAUGCCUGCCGCGAUGGGUGCACCAACCACCACGUCUUCAGCCUCGCAGCCCGCCAAGCUGAUCAGCGGCGACCUGGACAUGUCUCUCUCCUCCCUCGUGGAUAACCUCAACAUCAAGGGGCCCUCGGCACAGAAAGGUCAGUGGAACUCCCCCAAGACUCAGAGCAAGACAGGCGGUGCCAGCUGGACCCCUGCUGCCCCCACCGCUACCAUGGGGGGCUUCCGUCCAGCCAUGCCCGGGCAACCCAUGGCAGCCCCAGCCGUGGCCCAGCCUGUGGCCGCCCAGCCUGGACAGUGGGCCCCGGGCAUGCAGAUGGGCGGCACCUUCCCUCAGCAGCCCAUGCAGGGUAUGCCCAUGGCGGGGGGUGUGAUGGGGGGUAGCUUCCCGGCCGCCGUCAGCCAGCCCGGGGCCGCCCCAGCACAGCCCUCACAACCCGCUGCCUUCGACCCAUUCGGUGCCCUGUAACACUGCAGCCGUGCAGCGCUAGAGGCAUAAUACUGGUAGUAACGCGGCAGGGCGCGUCGCCUUCACUACCACCACGUGCGUAAUUAGUGUCGUGGCUUCAUUUUCCAUUAGCCUCGCCCUGCCUGGCACCGGCCGAGCUCUUGGGGCCAGAAGAUAAAUCGUGUGCUAGUAGAUCAGACUGUUUGUUGUUGUCAGGCCAAAAAAAUGAUGCAUGUCUUUAUUUUCCAUUUUCGAGCGUAGCGGCAGUGAUGUUUUGGGGCGAAUCAUCCUGUUUGUUCGUUUGUUUGUUUGUCGUCACGUUUAUUUCCCCCCGGUAGGUCGUAGGUCAUGUUGCAGGCGAGACUAACCACCGCCGCUGUGUGUAUGUGUGUGUGUGUGUGUGUGUGUUUGUGUGUGUGUGUUUGUGUGUGUGUGUGUGUGUGUGUGUGUGUGUGUCGGAUGAUUGAGUGUUUGUGUCGGAUGUUUGCGAUGCCGCCAACAAGGAAGAUGUUACUGCCGUUGGUCUCCACACGACAAUGUCCAGUCAGCAGACACAGCGACAGACACAAGAAACUCAUCAUCUAGGCUUCAACUGUAUAGUAGGAUUUCAUUUUAGUUGUAAGCGGAAGGAAAUUGUAUUAUACUACUAUAUAAAUUGUACAUUCCAUUGUCUACUACAAGCCAAAAGUUGGUUGGACUCUUGGGAAGCAGCGCGUGGAGGAGGCGGAGGAUUUGUUGUUGUUGUUGUUGUAGCAGCACAGUGAGCAGCCUUGUAUUAUAUUUAUUCCCGCCACUGCGAGGCACGCAGGGCAGGACCGGCAGCCACAACCAGGCACCAGGGCUGGGCAGGACACUGCAGGACACCACCACGGCCCCUGGCAGGCUGGGGCGCGCUCACCCCUGGCCAUCUGGCCUCCCCUGGGCCGCUGGGCAGAGCAGAGCUGCUGUCGUCACCGUCUGAAAUGCCCCGGACGCUGCCUUGGGGCGGGUGCCACACGGCCUGGCCGAGAGGGGUGUGGGUUGCCUCUGUAUCUCAGUAUCUAGCAAGUUUUUCAUUAGGUGUACAUAGAGGGAGGGAGCGAGGCGUUGCAGUGAGUGUAGUUGUUACAAAAUGUGUUGUGUGCAUUCCAAGUCUGUGAGACGUGUCAUUGUGCACCUGGCGGCGGGGGGUUGGGGCGGGCUGGGCCCCGGGGUGCCCAGCGGCCGGGGGGAGGAGCAGUGGGGGCUGCUGGGCCGGCCGGGGCGCAGGGCCGCCGCCCCUGCCUGCCUGGCCAGACUGUGAAGUAGUCGUGCAUGUUGAACAUAUCUAACUUAAAUUCGCCAGAUAAUACUCAACCCGCUAGUAACAAAGGUUGGUUGUGUGCACCGAGUCUGCGGCAAAGACCUUGCUUACCCUAGGAACCCCAAUCUUCCCUGUAAGUAGGUCGUACACAGAUGUGGCAUUAUUUCUGGCCCGCCGGGCCGGACGCCAGUGGCCGGCAGCGGCUGGCAUAGUGGUAAGUAUUAUUCCAUAUGUAACAAAGCCUUUAAACUGGAUAUGUUAAAUAUAUAUAAUAUUUAUUCAGUUAUGAUGUGUGAGGAAUUCUCAGGCAAAAUCCACAAGAUGAUGAUUUGAGAGUUGAACAAUUGAUUGUGACUUGUAAAAUGAAAAAAAAUAUAUCCAGGAUCAUUGUAACACGCAAUGUUUCCUUCCCCAUGACGGCCGGUCUGAGAGUGUCUCACAGCUGUGGGGCGGCAGGAGCAGGGCAGGCCCCGGCAGCACACACACACACACACGCAUGCACACAUGCGCACGCACACACACACACACGCACACACACACACACACACACACACACACACACACACACACACACACACACACACACACACACACACACACACACACACACACACACACACACACACACACACAUACACACAGACACACACGUGCCCCCCCCCUGGCCUCGGCGGCAGGCACAAGCCGCCCACAGGUCCCACACACUCACUUAAGCUCGCAGGUUGUGAGGGCUGCUGCCGGGCCGAGUCUGAGCUGAGGCGCGGCCAUCAGCCCCCCCGGUGCCCGGCCUUACAAGCCAGGAGGAGAGACGCCCGGCACCGGGUCCUGCCCUGCCCUGCCCCAACACUGCAUCAUCCUGUAGCAUCAAUGGCAGCCUCAAUGUUGUGGUAGAUGGUUGGGAAUUAAAGAAAUUACUCUACAUAAAUUUGGUUCUGAGAAGGGAAGUUAUUUAUUACUGUUAAAAGACCCAUCAUCACGUAUUAACUAGUGCGAGAUCUGAUCCGGGUGGUGAUCGCAGGUCCUGCCGACUACCACGCCGAGUUCUCACGUGUUGGGAAUGCGACGAGUUUUGGAACAAUUAUGAAUAAAUGUUGAAGAUGGUAA